AUGGCGUCGGGAUCCCCUCUCUCGCACACCUCCAAGAUCCUCAUAGUCGGCGGAGGCACCUGGGGCUGUAGUACGGCCCUCCACCUCGCUCGACGUGGCUACACGUCCAUCACUGUGCUCGACGCCUAUGCCGUCCCCUCCCCAAUCUCGGCAGGCAAUGACUUGAACAAGAUCCUCGAGCUCGCUUCGUUCGCAGGUGAAGACGAGGACGAGCGGUACGUGUCGCACAGGCUUCUCGAAGCCGCCACGGCGGGAUGGCUGCAUGACCCGGUAUUUCAGCCCUACUUCCAUGAGACCGGGUGCAUUGUUGCAGCCACAUCUAACAAAGCGCGGGCGUAUAUGAACUCGCCUGACGGCCCAAGCGAGGCCGACGGGUGGAUUCCUCUGCGCACGAAGGAAGAGUUCCGCGCCACCAUGCCCAAGGGCGUCCUGACGGGCGACUUCCCCGGCUGGCAGGGCUGGUGGAAGAAAAGCGGCAGCGGCGCCGGCUGGGUCCACGCGCGCAAGAGCAUGGAGAGCGCGGCCCGCGAAGCCGCGCGGCUGGGCGUCGCGUUCGUGACGGGAGACCAAGUCGGCAGGGUCACGCGGCUGAUCUAUGAAUGUUCUGACGUGAAAGGCGCGCUCACCGCGGACAGCAAGGCGCACUACGCAGACCGCACGAUCCUGUGUGCUGGCGCCAACGCCGCGAUGCUCUUCGACAUGGAGGAUCAGCUCCGCCCGACGGCCUGGACGCUGGCGCAUCUCAAGAUGACGCCCGACGAGGCCGCGCUGUACAGGGACCUGCCCGUGCUGUUCAACGUCGAGCGGGGCUUCUUCAUGGAACCCGACGCGGAGCAUCACGAGCUGAAGAUGUGCGAUGAGCAUCCUGGGUACUGUAACUGGACUGGUACUACUGGUACCGGUACCGGUGACAAAAGCACGCCGUUCGCGAAGCACCAAAUCCCACUCGAAAGCGAGGCUCGGUGCCGUGCCUUCCUGCGCGAGACCAUGCCCCAUCUUGCGGAUCGGCCGUUCAGCUUUGCGCGCAUCUGCUGGUGCGCGGAUACGCCGGAUCGUGCCUUUCUCAUCUCCUUACAUCCCGAGUACCCUUCUUUGGUGCUUGGUGUGGGGGGCAGCGGCCAUGGGUUUGCUCAUAUUCCCUCGAUUGGAGGCUUCAUUGCCGAUGCGAUGGAAGAGAAAUUGGACGAGCGGUUGAAGCACAGCUUUCGAUGGAGGCCCGAGACAGCGGUCAGACGAGAUUGGGGAGAUUUGCAGGGCAGAUUCGGACCUGAAGGUGCGGAUCGAGUCAUGGAUUUUCAGGAUAUCAAAGAAGACGAGUGGACGAGCAUUGGAAGUUCAGCGAAAGAGCGAGCGUCAAGACUGUAA
Messenger RNA from Cladophialophora yegresii CBS 114405, 1365 nucleotides. RefSeq names its product proline dehydrogenase. Gene Ontology annotation, molecular function: sarcosine oxidase activity; saccharopine oxidase activity; flavin adenine dinucleotide binding. The record is from RefSeq and is a predicted model, not a curated record. The transcript has a single exon. The coding region runs from base 1 to 1365 and encodes 454 amino acids. Lineage: Eukaryota; Fungi; Ascomycota; Eurotiomycetes; Chaetothyriales; Herpotrichiellaceae.